Raphanus sativus (radish) is the source of this 558-nucleotide messenger RNA. RefSeq lists its product as uncharacterized. NCBI's taxonomy places the organism in Eukaryota, Viridiplantae, Streptophyta, Magnoliopsida, Brassicales, Brassicaceae. Gene Ontology annotation, molecular function: phosphoprotein phosphatase activity. The transcript has a single exon. The coding region runs from base 1 to 558 and encodes 185 amino acids. The record is from RefSeq and is a predicted model, not a curated record.
AUGAAGUCCCUCCCAAGAAGAAGCGAGAUCGUUGGUGUGUCAGUUUCUGGAGGAAAAGAUGUGAAAACUGCAAUUGAUGGUAAGCUAUUAAAACGCGCUGAGGACGAGACGUUGACAGAUCACUAUGAAAGAGGUUAUCAAGUGAAACAAAAGCCGGAUGCACUUGUGCACUCUACUUUGGAACUGUAUGAAGAUGUGGAUUUCGAAUUCCCUGUACAUUUCAACGAAGAAGAGCAUACGGUGUAUGUGCGGUGCCGUCCUCACCUGCACCAGUUUAUGGAGAGAGUGUCCCGUGUUUUGGAGAUCAUUAUAUUUACAGCCAGCCAGAGUAUCUACGCCGAGCAGCUUCUGAAUGUGCUUGACCCUAAGAGGAAGCUCUUUCGCCAUAGAGUGUACCGUGACUCGUGUGUUUUCUUUGACGGUAACUACCUCAAGGAUUUGUCUGUCCUUGGGCGUGACUUUAUCUCGUGUUAUCAUCGUCGACAACUCCCCACAGGUAUUGUGAAGAAUCCUCUAAGCUCUAUGCCAAGGCUGUUACAUAGUCUCAUUAGUACAUAA